Messenger RNA from Ceraceosorus bombacis, 801 nucleotides. The record is from the annotation of a GenBank genome assembly. Lineage: Eukaryota; Fungi; Basidiomycota; Exobasidiomycetes; Ceraceosorales; Ceraceosoraceae.
AUGUGGAUCACCGCCUCCGAGCUGGCAGAGAGGCUGACACGAGCUUCAGCGGGUCAGCUGCACGCAUCGGAUCCGCAAUCCUCCACAGCCAUCAUCGACGUGCGCGACGACGAUUUCGAAGGAGGCAACAUUGUCGGCUGCAAGAAUGUGCCCAGCCGAAUCUACAGGGACAGCGUCAAGGGCGUGGUCAGGGAUGUGGAGCAGUGUGAGUGCAGUUUGCGAUCCGCGUCGCAAGCAACGUCGUCGCCACAUGCUCACAUUCCCGCAUACCGCAGACCCCCUCGUCGUCUUUCACUGUCAGCUCUCGCAAUCCAGGUGGGUUCAAAUAAUGCGCAUACAUACAGGCGCAAGUCGAUCGCCGCUGAGGUUUUGCAAACUGCCAUAGAGGACCAACCGCAGCGCGACUUUACAUUGACGAACGAGUAUCGCAACUCGAGGCUGGCAAGCUGAAGCCUUUGCGGGAGCCGAGGGAGUCGGAUGAUGAGAUUGGAAAGUGCAUCGAGGGCGGUCAAGAGAUUCGCAUCUUGAGGGGCGGCUUUUCUUCCUUUGGGGAGCAGUACAAGGUGAGUGGCGGAAGUGCGAGUUUGAGUGGAGUGGAGUGGAGUGGAGUGGAGUGGAGUGGAGUGGAGUGGAGUGCUCGCAUGCCCGAUACUGCGGCGGUCGAGACUCGGGGCUCGUUGAGCAGCGCGCAGUCCGUGGCAACUGCGUCUAAUCGGUCUUCAUCAACGUCGCCAUUCACGUCCGCAGGCGAACCCUAAGCUCGUCGAAAAUUGGGAUCAAGAGUCUCAGGAUUAUCGAUGA